GCAAAUGUUGGCUAUUCGGUUGAAGCGGCUGGAAACUUUCCCCCUCCUCCCGUGCCCUUUGCGAAGCUAUUCUGUACUGAAUCAGCAUGGGAUAGAGUGCCUAGAAGACGUUCAGACCAAGCACAGCUAGCGCGUCCCUGCUGGUUCUCCAUUCUGCAUCCGUGCAGCCACGUUCUAUUGAUGGCCUGUUGUGAUUUCAAUGGAACAUCAUGGGAUGUACCUGGCACGUCGGGCAGCACUGGAUGGAGGUGCCUUUAGCCCAAUGUACCUGGCAUGGUGGUAAAGUGAAGGUGAAAGGAAGAGAAGGUGGAGAUGGAACUGCCAAAUCAUGCCAAACAACUGCUACUGCAGCUGAACCAGCAACGAGCCAAAGGUUUCCUCUGUGAUGUGAUCAUUGUGGUAGAAAAUGCCCUGUUUCGUGCCCAUAAGAACAUCCUGGCAGCCAGCAGCAUGUAUUUCAAAUCCCUCGUCCUGCAUGACAACCUGAUUAAUUUAGAUACGGACAUGGUGAACCCCACUGUGUUCCGACAGAUCUUGGACUUUAUUUAUACUGGUAAGCUCUUAACGACUGACCAGCCCGGUGAACAGAACUUUAAUGCUCUCCUCACCGCAGCAAGCUACCUCCAACUGCACGACCUGGCAGCUCUCUGCAGAAAGAAGCUGAAGCGGAAUGGCAAGUCCUUUGCUGGCAAGGCCAGUGGCCUUGGUGUUGGGAGAUCUGCCAGGAGUCAGAGACUUUCCACUGCUUCGGUCAUCCAAGCUCGCUAUUCAGGGUCAACCGAAGGGUUGAAGGGCUCACACUCAAAGGAGCUGUCAAAGGGAAAGCUCUCUGAUGAUGAGGUCUUCAUCAGCAGCUCCAACCAAGAGAACUGUCACUCCUUAAGCAGGGGAGCCAGUAAGAAUGGCGGUGGGGGCAGCAGUGCAAAUGGGAGCACUGGUGACCAGGAGCUAGGCCUUGAUCUGUCCAAAAAAAGCCCGUCGCUCCCUGUUGCAGCCUCCCACGAUGACACGCAGCACAGCGAAAGCCAACAUGGCUCUCCCCAAUCUGCCUCAGCCCCCGCAGCCAACAGUGCCUCAUCCUUUGACGAGUCUGGAGUUGGAGCCCCUCACAGCAUGGCGGACAGCAGUGACCCCAUGGAGAUGGAUCUGAGUGAAGAGUGCCACCACUCACUGACAGAGAGCAACCAGCGCAAGGGCCUCCGACACUCGUCCCGCAAGAAGGAAUGGAUCAAGAAAGAUAACGCCUUUGACCGAAAGGAAGGGAGUAAAGACAGAGACGAGGGUGAAGGCCUGCCCAAUGGUAUUCUGCUGGGGCCCUUGUCCAAGUCGGUUGAGCGGAGUCUGGCUGGGGCCUACGGUGCAGACCUACCAUACCCAUGUAAGGAGGAGGUGGAAAAUGGUAAGGAGAACAGUGAUGACAGCGGUCAGAGUGAGAGUGAGAGCGGUGGGCAUACUAGUGCCAACUACGUCUACCGGCAGGAGGGGUUUGAGCCUGUGGCCUAUGGUGACAACCUGUAUGUCUGUAUCCCCUGUGGCAAAGGCUUCCCCAGCUCUGAGCAGCUUAAUGCCCACGUGGAGACGCACACCGAGGAAGACCUUUACAUCAAGGAGGAAGGCACAUACGGCGGCAAGGAUGAAGCCGAGGAUUUGUCCAACCCCAACCAGUCCUAUGCUGCAGAGUCCCGGCCAUUCAAGUGUUCAGUGUGUGAGAAGAGCUACAAGGAUCCAGCCACGCUGCGGCAGCACGAGAAGACUCACUGGCUGACACGGCCCUUCCCUUGCAACAUCUGCGGCAAGAUGUUCACGCAGCGGGGCACCAUGACACGGCAUAUGCGCAGCCACUUAGGGCUUAAGCCCUUUGCUUGCGAGGAAUGCGGGAUGCGCUUUACCCGGCAGUACCGACUGACAGAGCAUAUGCGUGUCCACUCAGGAGAAAAACCUUACGAAUGUCAACUGUGUGGUGGGAAAUUCACCCAGCAGCGCAAUCUGAUCAGCCACCUGCGAAUGCAUACCUCUCCCACAUAAGCCAAAGACUCCAGAAUGAGCUUCGAGCCCAUCCGCAGUGAUUUACCUUUCUGUAGACUUGCUGCUUAAAAAAAAAGAAAAAAGAAAAAAACAAACAAAAAAGGGGGCAACUCCCCAUACUCUGUUCAGUCAUGGGAGGCCUAAACAAAUGUAGCUUUAACAUUUAAAAAAAAAAAGUUCCUUUUUUUCCUUUUUUUAAAAAAAAAGAAAGGUCCACAGCCAAGCUGAUGCAUUUUGCUCAACUCUCCCUCCAAAUCUUGGUGAUCUGGCAAGAGCCACUUCUUUUUGUGCAUGUUGACUUCAUUUUGAUUAUCUGAAACAGGAAGGGGGACCAUGUGGAACUUUUGAUCUCUGUUGGCUACCCCCUCCCUACCUCUUUCUUUUGUGUUAUUAUCAUGCUACUAAUGUCCUCUCUUAAAGCCAGACUUGACAAGUAUUUCUGGCUACUAAAAAGAAAAUAAAGUCCAUAUCCUUUUCAGUGGCCCAAGUAGCUAUGACACAACAUAGCAUUGCAUUGACAAGUGCAGAAGCUGUGUCUGUGGACCAUCCCACAGGGUUGGCAGCCCCUUCUAGUGCUGUGGGAAAGCCAUGGCAAUGGUGGAACCUAUCAUGGCCCUGCCCACGGGCGGGCGAUGCCAUGGUGGUAAGAGCAGUCUCCCUAGGCAUGCACCGACUAGUGUUUCACUUAAAGAAAUGGCAAUGCUUCCCUCACGGUCCCUCCCUCUUUUAGUUUUGGUCUUUAUCCAUGGCGCACACAACCACAUGCCACCUUUUCCCACAAAACACACAAACCUCUUCUGCCUUACCCAUGACUGAACAGGGACUGGAUGCCCUAAGAAUUUCUUUCAGUGAGCAGGGGGUCGUCUUUACUUUUCUAGUAGUUUCGUAUGAAUAUUCUUUGCUUAGAGGUACUUGUUUUAUUAAAGGAAAAACCAUUGUAACGUUUAUGUGAAUGUUUGAACUGGAAGGU
Molecule: messenger RNA, 2995 nt
Organism: Rhea pennata
Lineage: Eukaryota; Metazoa; Chordata; Aves; Rheiformes; Rheidae
Gene: HIC2
Product: HIC ZBTB transcriptional repressor 2
Exons: 4
Coding region: 313-2025 (570 amino acids)
Biological process (GO): regulation of transcription by RNA polymerase II
Cellular component (GO): nucleus
Molecular function (GO): protein binding; DNA-binding transcription factor activity, RNA polymerase II-specific
Source: RefSeq, a predicted model, not a curated record